AUGGAUACUCCGCGGAAUCGCGCCCGUCGCUGGACCAUCGACGUUCCUGAACGCGUGGUGACCAUGUACGGUGAGCUUGGCAAUAAAUUGGUUCAACAUGCGAAACGCACACAGGCGCUCGCCCAUCUCCCACCCUAUCAGACGGAAAUCGUCCGAGCCGUGACUCGGGAAGUCCGCGACCUUGACCGCGAUGUAGCGCGCUUGCUCGACCCCUUUGAGGGUUCAUUCAAUCCCUCGGCCGACCCGGCCACCGCCUGCUCUCUUUUGGUGGAUCACCUUUGCAUGCGCCGGAAUAAGCGCUGCCUGAUGGCGUACCAUCGGGUGCGGACGGAGAAACUGGAAGAGCUUUGCUGGACGGGAGUUGAUGUGCUGGAGCAGCAACAGCCCAGCGACAUGGGCGAGGACCGAGGCGAGUACUUUCGACUGUACAGUGAUCUGCUGGCGGCAUAUAAGGGCCAAUGGACCGAUGUGGACUUGACGGGUACCUUGGAGCCCCCCCAGGAUCUCUUCAUUGAUGUACGCGUGUUGAAAGAUGCGGGGGAGAUUCAGACCGAAUAUGGUGUGAUCAAUUUGACCAAGAAUAGUCAGCUCUAUGUCCGACAAGGGGAUGUGGAGCGAUUGAUCGCCCAGGGCUUCUUGGAGAGGCUUAGUUGA
Molecule: messenger RNA, 654 nt
Organism: Penicillium oxalicum
Lineage: Eukaryota; Fungi; Ascomycota; Eurotiomycetes; Eurotiales; Aspergillaceae
Product: DNA replication protein PSF1
Exons: 4
Coding region: 1-654 (217 amino acids)
Biological process (GO): DNA replication; DNA strand elongation involved in mitotic DNA replication
Cellular component (GO): GINS complex
Source: RefSeq, a predicted model, not a curated record